GGGAUCUACAUUCCACCUGAUAUUGUGUUUCAUAUACGAUCUUUCCUAAAUAAUUUUCAGUACAAAUUUCAAAUUUUGACUUUCCAAAUUGGUCGCCAAAUCUUUCCAUCACGUUUUCUAUUCAAUUCCAUGGGUGAGAAUUGAAGUGCAUAAAACCGAGUCUUUUAGUAUUGAGGAAAUGUGUAAUAGUAGUGCCAUGCAGGGAGUUUUGGAAUUGGACAUGAAUAAUUAUGACCUUUCACCAGAAGAUUUACAACACGUUUUAUCUUGCAAAAAUUUUACCAGUUUGGAAAUAUUGGAAUUGAAGGGGAAAUCGAUUGAUUUUGACACUUUCAGAAAUCUUUUACCAAAAGCGUCAUUCCUAUCUAGCUUGAAUGUGUUCACUUUACCUAGUAUUAAGGGAGGAAGUUGUCAGGAACAAGUCGAUUUAUUUGUAGAAAUUGCAGAUACUCACAGUCCCCUAUUCUUUCGAAAAGCAGGGAAUAUCAUGUACGCUAACAAAAUGAAUUCUAAAGGAUUUGAUCUUUAUUUAAAAGCUGCUGAGCUAGGACAUUCGUUAUCACAAUACUCAAUUGGAAGAGAAUUUGAAUUUCGAAAAGAUUACAAUGAAGCAUUCAAGUGGUUCUCAAAGGCAUCUCAACAAGGAAUUGUGAAAUCUCAAUGUAAACUUGGAAGUUUCUAUGCCAAAGGGAAGGGAACUGAAAAGAAUGUUAGAAAGGCAUUUGAGUGGACUAUUAAAGCUGCAAAGAAAGGACAUGUCAGAGCUCAGUACAACCUUUCAAUCUUAUUCCGUGUCGAACCAGGUUAUGAAGAUAAGGAAAUGAAAAUAUUUUGGCUUGAAAAAGCAGCUCAGCAAGAUCAUCCACGAGCCAUUAAUGAUUUAGGGGUCAGUCUUACGUGCGGAGAUGAGUUUGAAGACUUAGAAAGAGCUCUUGAAUUAUUCAAAAGAGCAGAGUCAUUGGGUGUGAAAGUUGCAUCAGUUAACAAGCUCAAUCUCCUAGAAGAAAUGGAAGAUAGAUACGAUAGUAGUGAUGAAUGAAUUCAAUAGCUUGUUUUGAUGAGCUGCAACGUUGUUAAAUAAUCAUAUUUGGUUGAGAAAAUAUAAAUAUAUAAUUUUUGAAAAAAUUCAGACUUCUUGGAAUAAGGUUUAUUUUGAAGUAACUUUGAUGUUGCAUUCAACCAUUCAUCCAAAGCAACGUUUGCUGUAUUACGGAGAAAUCGUCGUAAGAAGAGAGAGAAAGUUGUAGUAAAGCAUGUGAAUAGUAUAUUGAUGGUUGGUGAACACUAUAGUUGUGGAGAUUUUUGUAUAUACCAUCAAUCUUAUGUAUUAAGUAUUGAGGAAGAAUCUCUGAGCUUAUUCAGUUUUGUUUCAAUAAUAAUAAUUGACAAUUCCUCAAUAUAUUCAAAAGCGCUGAAAAUCAUCCAUUUACCAAUAGCUUGUUCAAAAAUUAAUAAAUGCCAAUACUAUCGUAUUUUCAAUC
Messenger RNA from Naegleria gruberi, 1481 nucleotides. Its product is annotated as sel1-like repeat domain-containing protein. The transcript has a single exon. Gene Ontology annotation, molecular function: protein binding. Bases 179 to 1039 code for a protein of 286 amino acids. Lineage: Eukaryota; Heterolobosea; Eutetramitea; Acrasida; Naegleriidae. The record is from RefSeq and is a predicted model, not a curated record.